CUUUGUCUGCACAGUAGAGUACGCACAUCCAUUCGCUCCAGCUGCUUCUCCCUUGUCUCCUUCUUCAUCCAUCCCUCCAGGCCAGCGAUCCCAGCUCCCUAUCUUUGGAUGUACUGCCUUGUCUUCAUUGUGGAACUACCUCAACAGCUCCAUCACACAGGAUCACUGUUAAGCAUACACAGAGCAAAAUACAUAUUAAACAAAAGCUAGCGACUGGAAACAAGCUUUGAAAAUGCCUUUCAAAAACGGUUUGGAAUUGACAGAAUUGCAGAACAUGAACACGCCAGAAGAUGACAAUAUCAGCAAUGAUUCCAAUGAGCUCAGUGAGGCAGAUGGUAAUCGUAUCAGCAGUAAAUUUAUUGCUGACCGCGAAAGUAGACGAAGUCUUACAAACAGCCACCUUGAAAAAAAGAAAUCAUGUGAUGAUUAUAGUCCUGGGACUACAUCUAUUGGAAUGUCUGUGUUUAACUUGAGUAAUGCUAUCAUGGGCAGCGGAAUCCUCGGUUUGGCCUUUGCUUUGGCAAAUACAGGAAUAGUGCUAUUUGUGCUGCUUCUGAUAUCAGUCUCUCUACUGUCUAUCUAUUCUAUAAACCUUCUACUAAAAUGUUCCCAGGAAACAGGAUGUAUGGUAUAUGAGAAGCUGGGGGAGCAAGUAUUUGGCACACCAGGAAGGUUUUUAGUGUUUGGAUCAACAUCACUUCAGAAUGUUGGUGCAAUGCUCAGCUAUCUGUUUAUCGUUAAGAAUGAAUUACCCAAUGUCCUUAAGUAUCUGAUGGGAAUAGAAGAUAUAACGCCAUGGUAUUUGGAUGGUCGUUUUCUUCUAGUCAUCGUCACUGUUGUAAUCAUCCUUCCAUUGUGUCUUCUUAAGAAUUUAGGCUACCUAGGCUACACCAGUGGUUUCUCUUUGUCGUGUAUGUUUUUUUUCCUUGUUGUGGUGGUCUACAACAAAUUUAAAAUUUCAUGCCCGGAAGUCGGUGUGAAUGGAACCUCAAGUAGUUUACACAAUACAACAAGUGAGGAUAUGUGUACACCAAAGUAUGUGACCUUCAAUUCUAAGACUGCGUAUGCACUUCCGACACUAGCAUUUGCAUUUGUGUGUCACCCGUCUGUCCUUCCCAUAUACAGUGAGCUAAGAGACCGUUCACAUAAGAAAAUGCAGCUCGUCUCCCAUAUAUCAUUCUUCGCAAUGUUUGUUAUGUAUCUUCUGACUGCUGUUUUUGGAUAUUUGACAUUUUAUGGUAAAGUACAAUCAGAGCUUCUCAGCUCAUACAGCAAUCAACAAGAUGGUCUCAUCUUAACUGUACGUUUGGCUGUUAUAACUGCAGUUAUACUCACUGUCCCGGUAUUAUUUUUCACUGUUCGCUCUUCAAUAUUUGAACUUGCUCGGGAGACAAAGUAUAAUUUUCGGCAGCAUUUAGCAGUGACAUUUAUUCUUCUAACAGUGAUUGAUCUACUUGUUAUAUUCAUACCAUCAAUGAAGGAUAUAUUUGGCGCAAUAGGUGCAACAUCUGCCAACAUGCUGAUCUUUAUUCUCCCCUCUUCCUUAUACUUGAAAAUUACUAAAGGAAACGACUUUCUGGCAACUAAAAGAUUAUGUGCAUUUGCUUUCUUUGCACUGGGGAUGCUGUUUUCCUUAGUAAGUAUUCCUUUAGUGAUCUAUGACUGGGCUCAUGGAGGAGACAAAUAAAAUGGAAACUAAGUACGACUACACAGUGGCUGCUUACCUCCAUCACCACAGUCAAAGGCACAAAAAUUUCAGGAGGGGAAAGCCUA
Nanorana parkeri is the source of this 1773-nucleotide messenger RNA. RefSeq names its product solute carrier family 38 member 1 (gene SLC38A1). Lineage: Eukaryota; Metazoa; Chordata; Amphibia; Anura; Dicroglossidae. The record is from RefSeq and is a predicted model, not a curated record. Gene Ontology annotation, molecular function: L-glutamine transmembrane transporter activity. Gene Ontology annotation, biological process: L-glutamine transport; amino acid transmembrane transport. The transcript is spliced from 16 exons. The coding region runs from base 233 to 1687 and encodes 484 amino acids.